Erpetoichthys calabaricus (reedfish) is the source of this 1312-nucleotide messenger RNA. RefSeq names its product MOB-like protein phocein. Gene Ontology annotation, molecular function: protein folding chaperone; metal ion binding; ATP binding. NCBI's taxonomy places the organism in Eukaryota, Metazoa, Chordata, Cladistia, Polypteriformes, Polypteridae. The record is from RefSeq and is a predicted model, not a curated record. The coding region runs from base 137 to 922 and encodes 261 amino acids. Gene Ontology annotation, cellular component: cytoplasm; mitochondrial matrix. The transcript is spliced from 9 exons.
UGGGUUGAAGGUCAGACAUGCGCGUUGCACGCAGCCGGGUUUUCACGUGGGGGGAGCGCGCUAGUCAUUGUAUUUCAACUCGUACCACUACUCAGACGAGCAAAGCGAUCGGGUGUAUUGCAGCUUUUUUUGAAAGAUGGCAGGACAGGCAUUUAGGAGGUUCCUUCCCCUGUUUGAUCGAGUUUUAGUGGAACGCUUUGCUGCAGAGACAGUCACCAAAGGGGGUAUUAUGCUCCCCGAGAAGACCCAGGGUAAAGUUCUGCAGGCUACUGUGGUUGCAGUUGGCCCUGGAACCAAAACAAAGGAUUUUUAUAACUGGCCUGAUGAAUCCUUUGAGGAAAUGGACAGUACACUGGCUGUACAACAGUACAUUCAACAGAACAUUCGCUCAGAUUGUUCGAACAUUGAUAAGAUCUUAGAACCACCAGAAGGACAGGAUGAGGGUGUGUGGAAAUACGAGCAUCUCAGACAGUUCUGCCUUGAGCUCAAUGGACUUGCUGUUAAAUUACAGGGAGAGUGUCAUCCUGACACAUGUACACAGAUGACAGCAACUGAACAGUGGAUUUUUCUCUGUGCUGCUCACAAAACUCCUAAAGAGUGUCCAGCAAUUGACUACACUAGACACACGUUAGAUGGAGCUGCCUGUCUAUUAAAUAGCAACAAAUACUUUCCAAGCAGGGUUAGCAUCAAGGAGUCAUCGGUAGCAAAGCUGGGCUCCGUGUGCCGUAGGAUUUACAGAAUAUUCUCUCAUGCCUAUUUUCACCACAGACAGAUAUUUGACAAAUACGAGAAUGAAACCUUUCUGUGCCAUCGCUUUACAAGGUUUGUGAUGAAGUACAAUCUCAUGUCAAAGGACAACCUGAUAGUCCCCAUCCUGGAGGAAGACGUGCAGAACUCCACAUCGGGUGAGAGUGAAGCGUGAUGAGGCUGCCGCCGGCACAAUUCCACUACACACACAGCCUGAACAUUUUGUGUACAAUAUCGUUUUUUUAAUUGUUUCAAUCAUGUAUCAAUACUAUUACUUUUUUUUGUUUGGCCUUUUUUUUAUCCUUUGUGUCUUGUCUAGCUGCUUCUAAAUAAGUUCAGCCCUCUCUCUAAGUUAUUAUCAUUGAGCUCUGUAAAAGCCACCUUGUUUUUAAAUGGACUAAAUUUUCUCUGAUCUUAUCUGUUAAUAAAGUCAAACUAGUUACCCACUUUACAGACUGACGGGAAUCUGAAUAGCAACAGGGUAACCGGUGAACUAUUCAUGCCAAAAUUCAAAUUAAGUAACUGUUGACUUAAGUGAAUGAAUAAAUGCUUCAGCUAACUGGUA